AUGACGGAUGUUGCCACUCGAGUGGAGAGGCUGAGGGAGAGAAUCAAACGAAAGCGGGACGAGGUGUACCACCAUCUGGAUGCAGCCUUCUACUCCCAGUGCCGCUCUGUACUUGAGGAGGUGAUGCGGCGUGAUGUGAACGCCCUCUUUGCUGCGAAGCCCUGCGAUCUGCCGGAGUACACACUGCGGGUGGCGAGGCCGAUGUGGUGGGCCCUCAUUGCGCGGCGCCUCGACCGGCACGAGUACGGCAGCCGCGACGAGUUCGUGCGGGACAUGCGGCUGGUGGUGGAGAACUGCUACGUCUACAACGGCGACGCCGCCCCCGCCUCCGCCCUCGCCCGCCGCCUCGAAGUGGCGAUGGAAGAUUUAUUCGUCACGCGACUCGCCGUCGCCCCGCCGGACGCGCGCGACAUCAUCCGCCUCGGCAAAGGCGUCACACACGCACAGGCCCGCCAGCUGUGGGAGAUCGUCUGCCGCUACGAACAGCAGGAACAGGGAAGGGCUGCAGCGCGGCAGCAUAUCGUCCCAUCACAGCUCAAGUGCGCAACGCAGAGACGCGUCAUCGCCUUUCUCCGCCACAAGGCCGAGGCGAGUGAGAAGAAUGGAAGAACCGAGAAAACCGCACCUGCGCAUCAACAACAACAACAGCAGCAACAACCCACUAGAACCACAAAACAACCAGUGGCACCGCAAUACCCUACUCGAAACAUACUUGAAACAGAUGCUGAUGUGGAGUUUAGUUCAGAGCAGAAACCACAACAAAAUACUCUUCAGGAACCCCAGCUUGAACGUGUACCACAAAAUCAACGAUCGGGGUUUUCUUCAUUUCCGACAUUAAGCCCUAUUCACUUUGAUGAAAGUUCAGAAGGAGAGGAUGAUGGAAUGGAAGGGUUCUGA
This is a messenger RNA of Trypanosoma theileri, 897 nucleotides long. Its product is annotated as DNA-binding protein. The record is from RefSeq and is a predicted model, not a curated record. Lineage: Eukaryota; Euglenozoa; Kinetoplastea; Trypanosomatida; Trypanosomatidae. The transcript has a single exon. Gene Ontology annotation, biological process: regulation of DNA-templated transcription; chromatin remodeling. Gene Ontology annotation, cellular component: chromatin; nucleus. Bases 1 to 897 code for a protein of 298 amino acids.